Messenger RNA from Mercurialis annua (annual mercury), 2195 nucleotides. RefSeq names its product L-ascorbate oxidase homolog. Gene Ontology annotation, molecular function: copper ion binding; oxidoreductase activity. The record is from RefSeq and is a predicted model, not a curated record. The transcript is spliced from 8 exons. Bases 193 to 1803 code for a protein of 536 amino acids. NCBI's taxonomy places the organism in Eukaryota, Viridiplantae, Streptophyta, Magnoliopsida, Malpighiales, Euphorbiaceae.
CCGCGUAGAUCGCGCCGAAUAUGAGCACUAUUUGAAUUAUUUAUUUAUUGGUUCAAUUUCAUUCACCCAAAAAACAUACUCUAGUGUAGCCUCAACUCACAUUACCACUAAUUCUUUAUAUAACCCAAACCCAAUCCAUUCCAUACAUUUCCACUCAAAAACAGAGCUUCAAGUUUGUAUUUAGCAGAUCCAAUGGCGCCUCUGCAUAUACUCUUCACAGUUUUUGCUGUUCUGGGUAGUGUUUCUUUGGUAAAUGCCGAAGACCCGUAUAAAUAUUUUACCUGGACCGCCACUUACGGAACUAUUUCUCCUCUUGGUAAACCUCAACAGGUUAUUCUUAUCAAUGGUCAAUUUCCCGGUCCGAGACUUGAUGUUGUCACUAAUGACAAUAUCAUCCUUAAUCUUAUUAAUAAGUUGGAUCAGCCUUUCCUCUUGACUUGGAAUGGAAUUAAACAAAGGAAGAAUUCAUGGCAAGAUGGAGUGCUUGGAACCAACUGUCCCAUCCCACCAAACUCAAACUACACUUACAAGUUCCAAACCAAGGAUCAGAUUGGAACUUACACAUACUUCCCAUCAACUUUACUUCACAGAGCUGCUGGAGGUUAUGGAGGGAUCAAUAUCUAUUCGAGACCUCGAAUUCCAAUCCCGUAUCUGUACCCUGAUGGAGAUUUUACUCUGCUCGUUGGUGAUUGGUAUACCACUGACCACAAGACUUUACAGGCAACUUUAGACUCGGGAAGUUCUCUUCGCUUUCCAGAUGGAGUCCUCAUUAAUGGCCAAACUCAUACAACAUUCAGCGGAGAUCAAGGUAAAACCUACAUGUUCAGAUUCUCGAAUGUGGGCUUGUCAACCUCCUUAAACUUCAGGAUUCAAGGCCAUAAGAUGAAGCUAGUUGAGGUCGAGGGAUCUCACACCCUUCAGAAUAUAUACGACUCUCUUGACGUGCAUGUCGGACAAUCCGUCUCUGUCUUAGUAACCUUAGAUCAGCCUCCAAAGGAUUACUACAUUGUCGCAUCCACCCGUUUCACUAAGCAAGUUCUCUCAGCAAAUGCGGUGUUGCACUAUUCAAACUCUCAGACUGCAGCCUCUGGACCUCUGCCUGCUCCUCCUUCCGGUGCAUUUCACUGGUCUAUGCAGCAAGCCAGAACUUACAGGUGGAAUUUGACAGCAAAUGCAGCCAGACCUAAUCCUCAGGGCUCAUUUCAUUACGGAACAAUAACUCCAACAAAGACAAUAGUAUUGGCCAAUUCAGCACCUCUAAUAAAUGGAAAGAGACGCUAUGCAGUUAACAGAGUAUCAUAUGUUAACGCCGAAACCCCAUUAAAGCUUGCUGAUUACUUCAAUAUCCCUGGAGUCUUCAGCACAAAUUCCAUCCAAAGCCUACCGUCGGAUGGCCCUGCAUAUGUGGCCACGUCUGUUCUUCCGACAAACCUCCAUGAUUUUGUUGAAGUCGUUUUUCAGAACAAUGAGUACACAAUGCAAUCUUGGCAUCUUGACGGUUAUGAUUUUUGGGCUGUCGGUUAUGGUUCUGGACAGUGGUCACCAAACUCAAGACAGAAUUACAAUCUAGUUGAUGCUCUUACCAGACAUACUGCACAGGUAUAUCCGAACUCAUGGACCGCCAUUUUAGUCUCGUUGGACAACCAAGGUAUGUGGAACCUGAGGUCUGCAAUAUGGGAGAGACAAUAUCUAGGACAGCAACUUUAUCUCAGGGUCUGGAGUCAAUAUCAGAGCCUUGCUAAUGAAUAUGACAUUCCGAGUAAUGCUCUUCUCUGCGGAAAAGCUGUCGGACGACACCAUUAGAUCAGCAAACUGAGCAAAUGGUAAUCUGUUUCCUGACCGAGUCAUGAAGGCUUGACUAGCAAGAAACAGAAUAGAGAUUAGAAAAAUGAGAAUGCAUAUUAUUUAUUUGAUUAAAAUGUUUAUAUAUCAAAAGUAUUUAGAUUUUUUGUUUGCUGUUCAUGAUGAUCGUUCUUAACUUUUGAAUGAUCUUUUUUUUUUUGAAGUUUGCAAAUUUGGCAAACAGAUAGAUUGGAAUAGAGAUGGUGUUCAGUUUGUAUUGUUGGUUUUGUAUUCUGGUUACAGUUUCAAUUUGGGAACUCAGUCAUGAGUCAACUCACAAUACUGAAAGAUGACUCAGUUCCAUUUCAACUUAUCCAAUUAAGUAAAUCCAUACCAAAUUUAUUUUGUGUCAA